AUGAUGAGCGUUGCUUAUAACGAAGAAACAGCUAAGCAAGCUGAACAAUUGUCAUAUUCGAUGCAAGCAGAUUUUGGUGGAACAGAACUAUUGGAUCCUCUUCGAUAUUUGAAAGAUAAUCCACCAGCAAAUGAUCGAUCGAGACAAAUCUUUAUUUUGACUGAUGGUGAAGUUUCAAAUACAAAUGAAGUCAUUGAACUAUGUCAUUUGAUGUCAUCGACUACACGAAUUUUCACAUUUGGCCUUGGUCAUUCUCCAUCUCGUUCUUUAGUCAAAGGUCUUGCACGUGUUACGAAUGGUUAUUUUGUUUUUAUUCCUCCAGGAGAAAAAGUAGACACAUACGUUGGUAGUCAACUUCGUCGAGCACUUAAACCAUCUAUUGUCAAUACUCAUCUCGAAUGGCAUGGUUUAUCAUCGCGUGUUGUUCAAUCGCCAAACGUAAUUCCACCAUUGUAUGCUGAUGAUCGUGUUCUCAUCUAUACUAUGUUCGAGAAUGAUGAAUUCGAUCAACAAACUGUUCAAGUCAAUUUUCGUGUACGAUGCAAAACAAUCGAUUCGACAAAAUUUGCUCUUGAUGAUAUCCACCGCAAAGGUGAUACAAUACGUCGAUUAGCAGCUAAAGCUAUGAUUCAACAAUUACAACACAUGAAACAAAACGAUGCAACUGUGUGA
Molecule: messenger RNA, 672 nt
Organism: Rotaria sp. Silwood2
Lineage: Eukaryota; Metazoa; Rotifera; Eurotatoria; Philodinida; Philodinidae
Source: the annotation of a GenBank genome assembly